Molecule: messenger RNA, 896 nt
Organism: Heteronotia binoei (common prickly gecko)
Lineage: Eukaryota; Metazoa; Chordata; Lepidosauria; Squamata; Gekkonidae
Product: sulfotransferase 2B1-like
Exons: 6
Coding region: 1-858 (285 amino acids)
Biological process (GO): sulfation
Cellular component (GO): cytoplasm
Molecular function (GO): sulfotransferase activity
Source: RefSeq, a predicted model, not a curated record
AUGUCAGGAGAAUAUGUGUCCUACGGGGGGAUCUUUUUUCCCACAUUGAGCUACUCAGAGGAAACACUCAGCUAUGUGGAAAACAAAUUUCAGAUCCUGGAUGAUGAUAUAAUUAAUGUUACUUACCCUAAAUCAGGUACCAACUGGAUGUCGCAGAUCUUGAGCUUGAUCCAUCAUAGUGGGGACCCCACAUGGGUCAACAGUGUGCCAGUGUGGGACCGAGUGCCUUGGAUUGAAGUUACAGAGGGCAUGGAGAAAGCUUUGAAAUAUCCUCCACCAAGGCUCCUGGCUUCACAUCUGCCUUUCCAGCUUUUCCCCAAGUCUUUCAUUCAUUCCAAAGCCAAGAUUAUCUUCACUAUGCGCAAUCCAAAGGACGUGUUGAUCUCGUACUACAAGUUUUCCAAAAUCAUGAAAGCAUUUAGGGAUCAUGGAUCCUUGAAAGAAUUCCUAGAGGACUUCCUUGGAGGGAAUGUGCCCUAUGGUUCCUGGUUCGACCAUGUAAAAGGCUGGAUGGAACUGAAGGGCAGAGACAACUUCUUCUUGGUCACCUAUGAAGACCUGCAACGGGACCUGAGAGGCUGUGUGGAGAAGAUCUGCCAUUUUGUGGGGAAGGAUCUCAGUAGCCAGCAAAUUGACUCUGUGGUAGAAAACUCCUCCUUUCAGAAGAUGAAGAACAACAAGAUGUCCAACUUCACACUCCUACCAGAUACCCACAUGGAUCACCAGAAGGGACAGAUCAUGAGGAAAGGAGUCUGUGAGGACUGGAAGAAUCACCUGACGCAAGAACAAAAAGAACACUUUGACCGUGUUUACCAGGAGAAGAUGCGGGAUAUGAGUGUGACCUUCCCAUGGGAUUGAAGAAAGCCUGUUUAUUCCUCACCUUAUAUAGCAUCUUC